Messenger RNA from Oldenlandia corymbosa var. corymbosa, 2690 nucleotides. The record is from the annotation of a GenBank genome assembly. NCBI's taxonomy places the organism in Eukaryota, Viridiplantae, Streptophyta, Magnoliopsida, Gentianales, Rubiaceae.
CAUUCGCAUUCAUGGAAUCCGAGUCAACUCAAUUUAACCUGUUCUGUGGCCAAAUGAUCACAUCAACACUGAACUCUGUAGAGACUAGAACCAAAUAUCAAAUGGAUUUAAUAAAAGGGUCAAGCCAACAUAAUCUGUUCAUAUUUCAUAACAUACAUUAUCUUCCCAUUUGACAGCAGCAUCCAUGGCAAAGAUCUCCAAAUUGUUGCUGUGUUUCACCAUCCAAUACUUCUUCUUCAUUGCUUGUAGCGCUAGCCCAAUAUUCAAGAGCAUUUCCUCUGAUGAAUCUGCUCUUCUGGCCAUCAAGUCUCACAUAACAAAUGAUCCCUUUAGCAUAUUAGCAACCAAUUGGACCAGAGGCACCUCUGUUUGCAAUUGGAUCGGCAUCACUUGCAAUCAAAAGCACCAAAGAGUUGCGGCAUUGGAUCUAUCCGGGGGACGGUUCCAAGGCACAAUAGCCAAAGAAGUCGGAAAUCUCUCCUUCCUUGUGUCUCUUGACAUAAGCAGAAACAACUUCUAUGGCUUCAUCCCAGAUGAAAUCGGCCAUCUGAAGAGGUUGCGAUAUCUGUAUAUGCAGCUCAAUGUGCUAAGCGGCCAGAUUCCGAAAAGCUUAGGGUAUCUUACCCGAAUGGAAGAGCUGGUCCUGCAUAAUAACAGUCUCAGUGGACCAAUCCCUUGGUCGAUUUUCAACAUUACUUCGUUUCGUUCUGUUGACCUGAUGUAUAACUUCCUUAAUGGGACACUCCCGGAAGAUCUCUGUGGUAAUCUCCCAAAAUUGGAAUACUUCAAUGUGUCAUACAAUCACAUUGGUGGAAAAAUUCCAGCUACCUUGUCUCAAUGCUCAGAGAUCAAGUUCAUUGUUUUGGAAAGCAAUCAUUUUACGGGUUCCAUUCCUAGAAAUUUAGGCAACCUCUCAAAACUAGAGUGGUUGGUUCUUGGUGAAAACAAUCUGACAGGAGUCCUACCUCCAACGCUCUUCAAUAUAUCUUCAAUGACUGCUUUAGCAGCUGAAAAUAAUCAGUUAUCCGGCAGUCUACCAUGGGAUAUGUGCAAGACCGCCAUGAAUCUUGAAUAUGUGAUUCUCUUUCAGAACUUCCUAACAGGACCAAUCCCUUCUAGCAUGUCUUAUUGUCGAUCACUCAACAAAUUUUCUCUGUAUAACAACAGUCUGCAAGGGAGAAUUCCAGUAGGCAUUUGGAAUAUGUCAUCGCUUCAACAUUUAUAUCUCUGGAGUAACAACUUAACAGGGCAGUUAGAUAUAAGUUCGGGUAAUUCAUCCGUCUUGACCGAGAUUGUUUUAGGAAAUAAUGAAUUCUACGGUAGCUUGCCUGAUGAUAUGUGCUUCAGUCAUCCAAAUUUGGAGUGGUUAGAAUUCCAAAUUAACCAACUUUCUGGCCAAAUCCCUUCUAGCCUUUCACACUGCAGUGCACUCUACUUGAUCUACUUUGGUGCUAAUAAUUUCUCAGGUAAUUUCAUUCUCACAUCCAACUCUGAAUCCUACUAGAACAAGAAAGCAUGAAAGUGAACUUCCUCUCAAGUUAUAAGUCAUUCUAUCGCGCAGGAGCAAUACCACCGGAGAUUGGAAAUCUUUCCACGCUUCAUUAUCUGCAUCUCUCUGAAAAUAACCUAACAGGAGAAGUACCACCUGAGAUCAUAAACAUUCCCACGCUUCGCUUUCUGUAUCUUUCAAAAAAUAGCCUGACGGGAGAACUACCUCUUGCUUCUUCAAAUCUCUCUGCAUUAAAGGCUCUUGAAGUUAUGGUUAACGGGUUCUCAGGUUCUUUACCCCAAGAUUUGUGUUUCAGAUAUCCAAAUCUGGAGCUGUUAAACGUUGGAAAUAACCAAUUUCAGGGGCCAAUCCCUGCUAGCAUAUCGCAUUGCAGUGCCAUGGACACCAUUGAUUUAUCUGAUAACAAGUUCACAGGUAAAAACACUUUUUUUUUUCCUCAAAUUUUUCUUUCUGUAAUGAUUUAGCGAAAGCAAGGUAAUGUUUAUUAACGUUUAUUAGUAGGAUUUCAGGUAGUGUUCCAAGUGAUAUUGGAAGGAAUAUGACCAAGCUUCGGAAUUUGGUUAUUGGACAUAAUGAUUUCACGGGUAACAUUCCUCUGUCCAUUGGGAAUAUGUCCAGCUUAUUGAUCCUGAUGCUGAGUAAAUGUCAAUUCACUGGGAGAAUUCCAGCAGAGUUGGGACGGCUUCCGCAACUGGAAGGAGUAUUCCUCGGGGGAAACCAGUUUACAGGUGAAAUCCCGGCCGAGAUAUGGAAGUCGACGAGCAUCGGAAGAUUAUAUGUGCAAUGGAACAACUUAACUGGCAAAAUCCCGGCAGCAAUAUUUAACCUCACAACACUAAGGGAACUGGCCCUAGCCGGGAACCAUUUUGUAGGCAAUGUUCCUCCAGUUCCAGGAUCCUGAUUUCCUGUUUCCUCCAAUGUUUUCUUACAUGGCUUCUUUCUACUCGCCUUAUAACUAUGAAAAUGUCCGUAUAACUUUUGGUGUUAUAUUAAAUGUAUAAUAACACUUUUGAAAUAUUAAUUCAAUCAAUUACUACUACUCAUUAGGUUUUCACUUGCCAUUCUUUGAAGGUAUUAAUACUUUGUAGAUCGAAUUAUGAAGAUCAUUUUCUUUACGGUUUUAUAAAUCUUUUCAAAAUAAAAAAUAAAAAAUUGUAUGUUAUGGUCAAUAAGAGAAGCA